AGCCAGCAAUGGUGUACAGUGGACCAUGUUUUGCGAUUGGCAAGCGCCAUAUAUGCUUUAAUGAAUUCACCAUCAGAUUCGAAUACUCCCGCAGAACUGUUAAUGAAAACGAAACUUUUUUUGCAAACUAUGGAAAUCUCUUCAUUAUCGCAUUUUCUUCCAAAUCAAGACAUUCAAACUCUUCGGCGGAUUAUUUCUGAUUUACGUUAUCAACAAUCAUACAAUGGCAAAUGUAUGAUUGUUUCAAGUUUUUUUAUUAUAAUGCUAAAAAAAAUUAUUGAAGAAGUUUUAGUUCUUUUUGCAAAAAUUAUAUCACUGUAUUUAUUAAAUUCGACGAAUUGCGAUCGAUUAUUAGUUAUCGCUCUCGAACAAUUAAUUCAUUUAAUGCUUUUUGGAGAUGAAAUAUGUUUGGCAAUUUUAUCAUUAUGUGAUAUAUCGUCAACACCAAAUGAAACGUUACGGUUAUUAUUGCGUGCCUUAUCAAUUUUGUGUGGCUUAUAUAAAGCGUCAUUAAGAUUAAUAUUUCUUGGUGGCCUAGAAACAAUAAUAAAUAUAAUGUUCACUGCACCAAUCCCAUGUGCUGUAGAAGCUGCUGGAGUAUUCGCUCAGUUAACGAAUCCCAAUCAUAAUUUCAUCACGUUUAACUCAUCGCUAUUCAUCACUGUUGAAACCAUUUGCUAUUGCCACUCAAACUGUUUCCAACUCAUUAAAUUUAAAAAUUACAAUAGAAAUUUAGAAAUUAUCGAUGAGAGUUUGACAUCCGAAUCAUUACUCUUAUCAAUGGUUGCUUUGGCCAAUAUCACUUCGCAAAAAAAACCUGUAGUAGAUUCACUAUAUCGACACAAUGGUAUUAAGCGGAUUGUUAAUGCCUUACAAAGACCUGACUGUAAAACGGUUUUUGUACUAGAACAGGUAAUAAUUUUCAGUUUAGCAUAUGCCAUAAUAGCUCAAAACGCAAUACCUUUACUGCUAUCUGCUCUUACAGAGACUGAUGCAGUAUAUUCGCAUUAUUGCCAGCAAAUACAGCAUAAAGCUGCAAUUUGUAUCAAUGCCUUAGCAUCAAAGGGGAUCGGCCUGAAGGCGCUUUAUGAAAAAAAUGGAUAUAUGGUUAUUUCCAAACUACUCAGAAUGGAAUGCAUUCAAAGGACUUCUGUUGCAGUUAUAUGUUCGAAUAUAAAAGUUAUGAUGGAAAAAAAAUAUCAGCUUGAAAGCGCUGUUUGA
This is a messenger RNA of Dracunculus medinensis (Guinea worm), 1221 nucleotides long. Lineage: Eukaryota; Metazoa; Nematoda; Chromadorea; Rhabditida; Dracunculidae. The record is from the annotation of a GenBank genome assembly.